AUCAAUUUUCUGCUUUGGUUUCUAUACUUGUUCCUUUUUCUCUAUUUUUGCUAAGAUGACUAAGAAUCAAGACAAGGGAAGGAGAAGAGCACCAAAGGGGCAUUUUGUAGUGUACGUGGGGGAUGAACUAAGGAGAUAUGUGGUUCCCUUGGCUUUCCUCAAGAACUCCAGUUUCCAGCAGCUGUUGGAGAAAGCUGCGGAGGAGUUUGGGUUCGAUAGCCAGAAUGCCAUUGUUUUGUCUUGUGAUGAGUCUACAAUUCAACAAGUGCUAGCUGCUUCAUCAUCAUGAUGACCAAAUUGGAGCUCCACGUUCAUUUUUUAUAGGCAAUAAAUUGAUUUAAUUAUGUGAGUAUAAAGAGAUACCUACAAUAAGCUUCAUGUGUUUUUAUGACCAUUGGAAUAAAGUUUACGUCCAAAU
Messenger RNA from Rubroshorea leprosula, 418 nucleotides. The record is from the annotation of a GenBank genome assembly. NCBI's taxonomy places the organism in Eukaryota, Viridiplantae, Streptophyta, Magnoliopsida, Malvales, Dipterocarpaceae.